AUGAAGAAAGAUAAUAUUAAAGUAUUCCAAGACAAGAAAAAUAGAAAAUCGCACAAUCAAAAGAUUCGUGAUGCACAUAUUUUACGUGAACAAGAAAAAGAAGCAGCUAAACAAGCAAAAGAAAUUCAUCAACAAGAUACCAGUGCUGCUAUUGCUCGAUACAAACGCAAUAAACAAUCUCGCUUAAAAAAACUAACAAAAAAGACACGCCGUGGUCAACCUGUUAUGCAAGGACAAAUUGAAUUGUUGCUUGAUAAAAUUCAAGAACAAAAACAAAAGGAAAAGCAAUAA
This is a messenger RNA of Rotaria socialis, 291 nucleotides long. The record is from the annotation of a GenBank genome assembly. NCBI's taxonomy places the organism in Eukaryota, Metazoa, Rotifera, Eurotatoria, Philodinida, Philodinidae.